Messenger RNA from Funneliformis geosporum, 2193 nucleotides. Lineage: Eukaryota; Fungi; Glomeromycota; Glomeromycetes; Glomerales; Glomeraceae. The record is from the annotation of a GenBank genome assembly.
AUGCUGCAUUAUGCAGGUUUCACAAAAAGAUUAGGAGAUGUUGAUCAUGGAGACACAGUUAUGGAUUAUAUGAAACAAGAACGUGAACGUGGAAUCACAAUUACAUCUGCAGCAAUUACAUUUGGUUGGAAGGAUCAUCAAAUAAAUUUAAUAGAUACACCAGGUCAUGUUGAUUUUACUAUUGAAGUUGAACGUAGUGUUAGAAUUCUUGAUGGGGCUGUUACAAUUUUGGAUGCUGUUUCAGGUGUAGAAGCACAAACUCAAACUGUUUGGAAUCAAGCUGAUAAAUAUGAAAUUCCAAGAAUUGCUUUUAUUAAUAAAAUGGAUCGAAUUGGAGCCGAAUUUGGAAAAACUAUUAGAGAAAUACAUUAUAAAUUAGGUGUAAUACCUCUUGUUUGUCAAAUUCCUAUAAUGAAAAAAGAUUCUAAAGGUGAUAUCAUAUUUUCUGAAAUUAUAGAUAUACUUGAUAUGAAAGUAUUAGAUUGGAAUAAAGAUCCUAAAGGUUCGAUAGUAAAUAAAACAAUUUUAAAUAAACAAAAUCCAUUAUUUGAAGAAGCAGUUAAAGGAAGAACACAUUUAAUUGAAGUUUUAUCGGAGAUGGAUGAUCAAUUAUUAGAAAUAUUUUUAGAAAAUGAAGAUCCUAUGAAAGUAUCUGUUAAAGAUAUAAAAGAUGCAUUACGUAGAAUUACUUUAAAUGGAAAAGCCGUACCAAUAUUUUGUGGAGCUUCUUUUAGAAAUAUUGGCGUACAACCCUUAAUGGAUGCUAUAAAUGAUUAUUUACCUUCCCCAUUAGAUCGACCAAUACCUUUAGCCACUUUAUCGAAUAAUAAAAUGAUUGAGAUUUCAUUAAAAGAAAAUGAUAAACUUUGUGCACUUGCCUUUAAAGUUAUUCAUGAUCCUAAAAGAGGUUUUAUGGUUUUUGUUCGAGUAUAUUCCGGUAAAAUUAAUAAUCGAAUGACAUUAUUUAAUACAAAUACUCAUCAAAAAGAAAGAGUAAAUAAACUAUUGCAAAUGUAUGCUGAUGAUGUAGAAGAAAUACCAUCAAUUAAAGCUGGUAAUAUUGGAGUAAUAAUAGGACUUAAAGAAACAAGAACAGGAGAUACACUUAUUCAAGUGAAUGAUACGCGACAUGAUCUUCGAUUACAAAAUAUUGAUAUUCCAGCUCCAGUAUUUUUUUGUGCUGUUGAACCGGCUUCAACUUCAGAGGAAAAACCAUUAGAAGAUGCUCUUAAAAAUAUAUUAAGAGAGGAUCCUUCCUUUCAUGUUCAUGUGGAUUCGGAUUCCGGUCAAACUUUAAUUAGUGGUAUGGGAGAAUUACAUUUAGAAAUUAUUAAAGAUAGAUUAUUAACUGAUUUUAAGAUUAAUGCAGUAAUGGGAAAAAUGAGAAUAUCUUAUAGAGAGACUAUUACAAAACAAUCAGAAUGUACUUUUUUAUAUGAUCGUGAAUUAAUGGGAAAAAAACAAAAGACACAAGUUAGUUUAAUAAUUACACCACUUUCUGAGAAUGAUAAAGGAAUAUUAGAAGAAGGUGGUAAUAGAAUUGAAUUAGAUAUUACAAAUAAUUUAUUAAUGGAUACAACACAACAAAAUCAAAAUUUUUUAGUGACAAAAUUAAAUAAAGAAGAUAUAGAAAAAGCAUUAUAUUCCGGAAUUUUAUCAGCACUUAACAAAGGACCAAUAUUAGGAUAUAUGAUUACAGGUCUUCAUAUUAAAGUUCAUUCUCUUAAAUUAUUUGGAUUGGAAUCAACAAAGACAUCAAUUAGUACAUGUGUUGCUCAAGCAUUUGAUAAAGCAAUGAAAAAUGGAAUACCAGCUUUAUUAGAACCUUUAAUGGAUGUUGAAGUUGAAGUACCUGAAGAAUAUUUAGGUGAUGUACUUGCUGAUUUAACUGGGACAAGAAGAGGAAUUAUUUCUGGAUUAGAAGUUUCAAGACAAUCAAUAGAUUAUAAUGAUUCUAUAGAUAUUUAUAUUCCUUCAUCAGAUUUGAUUUAUACUUCUCAACAAGUAGUAAUAAUGAAACCAAGAAGGAUUAUAAAAGCUCAUGCACCUUUAUCUACUUUAUUAGGAUAUUCUUCUUCUUUAAGAUCUUUAACUGGUGGAACCGGAUCUUUUAGUAUGAGAGUGCAUUCUUUUGGAAUUAUGAGUGAAGAUAGAACAAAAGCUGUAAUUCAUGAAAUGCAAGGCGGUUAUUAA